This is a messenger RNA of Exophiala spinifera, 2739 nucleotides long. RefSeq lists its product as uncharacterized. Bases 1 to 2739 code for a protein of 912 amino acids. The record is from RefSeq and is a predicted model, not a curated record. Gene Ontology annotation, molecular function: chromatin binding. NCBI's taxonomy places the organism in Eukaryota, Fungi, Ascomycota, Eurotiomycetes, Chaetothyriales, Herpotrichiellaceae. The transcript has a single exon. Gene Ontology annotation, biological process: DNA damage checkpoint signaling; DNA repair; mitotic DNA replication checkpoint signaling.
AUGGCUCUCCGGCCUGCCAAAAGGCAGCGCAGAUCCACCAUCGUCCUCUCGGACGACAGUGAUCAAGGCGAGCAACCUCGCGCAAAGACACAGAAAUCAAGCCACCAGCGUGAGAUUACUCUUGAUGGCAGAACCUCCCAGAACGUAUCACCGGUAAAGACUCCGAAAGGGAAGGCGGUUGCAAAGAAGGGCCCUGCGCAGAAAUCGCCCUCACACUCGUCCCCCGAAAAGCAAAGAAAGACCACAAGAAUCAAGGCUGAGCCAGAGAAGUCCGGGUCUCUGCAUAACUUCUUCAGCAAAGCUACAGCAGAGGAGAGAUGGAGGAAAAAGUCUGUGACGCCGGAUAUAGACGCAGAGAAUGGAGAACUGCUCGACGCAAUCGAGGAUGACGAUCUCUCUGACGAUACGUUGCAAGAGCUGGGUCUCAAGACGAACACAGGUGGCCCCGCUGCGGACAGACGAAAGCCGGCCAUCUCUGCUACCUCUGGUCCCAGUAACAGGAGCAUUGGCACCAGUUUCCCGGCGAGCCAGCGAUUUGUUCGCCCAUCCGACAUGAAUCGGCCGUCCUCGAACGAUGUGAAUCAAACGCAACCGGAGGAGGGACAUCGACCGUGGGCCGAUCGCUAUGGACCGAAUAGUCUUGAAGAGCUGGUAGUGCACAAGAAGAAGGUCUCGGAUGUCCAGAACUGGCUCCAGGGCAAAAUCGACGGCCGGAAUGGCCAAAAGAUCCUUGUCCUGAAAGGGCCCGCUGGGAGCGGCAAGACGACAACGUUGUCACUUCUCGCGAAAUCAAUGGGGUUGCAACUGGUCCCGUGGCACAAUCCCACAGCCUCAGAAACUGGAAGCAAAAAUUCGGUUGCGGCUCAGUUUGAUGAGUUCUUGAAUCGAGGCGGUCGAUUUGGUAGUCUUGUAUUUGGCGAUGACUCAACCCAGUCCGAUGUGUCGAAACAAGACUCGGCUCAUCGUGUUCUCGUGAUCGAAGAGUUCCCUGCCACCAUGGCCCGACUAUCCGGUGCUCUCCAAUCAUUCAGAUCAGUGAUUCUUCAAUACCUAGCACGAAGUCGAGCGGCUUCUACGGCUACUCUGCGAGGACAACCAAGCCCUGACCACGGUUCUCCUCCUGUGGUGAUUAUUAUUUCAGAGACGCUGCUUUCUUCAUCCACGGCUCUGACGGAUAGUUUUACGGCGCAUAGGCUGCUCGGCCCGGAGAUCUUGAACAAUCCAUAUGUCACGGUGAUGGAGUUCAAUCCCGUAGCACCGACAUUUGUCACGAAGGCGCUGGAUAUUGUCAUGAAAAAGGAGGCAAGAGACUCUCGAAGACGGAGAGUACCAGGGCCGGCGGUCAUCCAGAAACUAGCAGAGAUGGGCGAUGUCAGAAGCGCCGUCAAUUCGCUCGAGUUCUUGUGCUUGCGAGGCGACAACAACUCUGAAUGGUCUGGAACAGUGGCCGCCAAGGCCAAGAAGUCGUCCAAAGACAAUGUGCCUUUGACCGACAUGGAAAGGGAUUCUCUUCAGCUGGUGAGUCAGCGGGAGACGACACUUGAUAUGUUUCAUGCAGCAGGGAAAAUUGUGUACAACAAACGUGAAGAUCCUCGAGUCCUCGAUACACGAGCAGAGCCUCCACCCAAGCCGCCGGACCAUCUCAUGCAUCUGUACACACCCAAGGCGUCUCAGGUCGACAUCGAGGCUCUACUCAGCGAGACUGGCACGGACAUUCAAACGUUUAUUUCCACGUUACAUGAGAAUUACAUCCUCUCGUGUAGUGGCGACAAGUUUGAAGAGUGCUUCGAUGGAUGUUCCGACAUGCUCUCGGUCAGCGACGUGCUGAAUCCUGAAAGUCGGCCUUCCCAACGUGCCAGUUGGAACCCGUACGCUUCGAUCAUCCAGGCGAAUCUACAGGCAGGGUCAUCGGAUACGCUCCGGCAAGAUGAGAUCAGUUUUCAAGUUGCCACAAGAGGCCUGCUGUUCAGCCUUCCAUACCCGGUGAAUCGAGCGUCUCUGCCAGGUGGGAAAAAGGGGGAUACGUUUAAAAUGUUCUACCCGGCCAGCCUGAGACUGUGGAAACCGACAGAGGAGAUGGACAGUUUGAUCGAGAUGUACGUGAAUGGUGACGGCUUAGGGACGGGCUCGGGCGGGGCUCUGUCGCACAAAGCAUCGAGUACUGUCGGUGACGGUGGCGUGGCGACCUGGCGGACAAGGGCUUUUGGUGGUGCAGAUACGUAUUCAGGGAUCGAGAGUGGGUCUGGAGCUGACGAUGACGAUGAUGAGCGCGAAAGGAGACAGAUCAGGUACGCCAAAGAUACGUUGACGCUCGAAGUGUUGCCGUACAUGACCCGGAUCUUUGCCACGACGAGCAAGGACACCGGUGUUCUUGAACGCAUUACCACCUUUAGACCGAAUGUAUUCUUGUCUCCCGCUGUUGGAGAUCAAGGACCCGAAGACGACGAUGAGAAUGAUGAUGUUGUUGCCGGUGCCGGUGCUGGUGCCGGUGGGGACGCGACCGUCAACACGACUGGGAGCGGUUCAGUCUCAACCGCGGCAUCGAGAUUGUCUGGAUCAGCGAGCAGGCGAACUGGGGCAGUCCCGUCACCAUUAAUGCCACACACUUUUCGCAAGAAUGAGACGACAUCUUCAAAUGGUGCGCGUCCGCGUCCUGGCACCGGGGAUGGCGUUGAUGGAAUUGAUCUCGGCGCUGUGGAAAAGCUGUACAUCUCAGACGACGACAUAGAAGACGACUAG